AUGCACCUCCGCAAAAUCCCCUACUCCCUCGUCGCAACCGACAUCGCCGCCAUAGCCGCCAACACCGACUCCUCUAACCCAUCCUCACGCUCCCAACGCUUCAGCACCGCUCACCACCACCUCUCAGAAAUAACCCCCGUCGUCCCAUCCAACCCACACUUCACGCACGAAACACCCCCAUGGACAGCCUACGGCUACACACUCUGGCACCCGCUCAUCGCAUCCUCCCAAAACCUGCCCGAAUACCACGAGAUCCUCCUCCCGAGCUUCCUUUACGAAGACCUACUACGUUGCCACAGCGCCUGGGUAUCCACAUCCCGCAUCCACACCUCGCUCCUCAACGACGUCGUCGAAACACUCCUCUGCACUAAAUCCGGCAAGAAACUCGCUGGCCUCCUCGAUGGAAAGCGGCAAUGGUUCAUCCGUCUCGAUCAGAUGUCGCCGAAAGACUCGCCCAUGGGAGGAAAGCUUCCUAGCUCUACCUGCGAAGACGUCAUUACAAAGAUCUGUUCUAGUAUGCGCGCGUACGGCUGUCUAAUGCGGGAGUUCGAAGACGCGAGGAAGGAAGGGAGGGAGAUGGAGAUUAAACUCGUGUUGAAUCCGUGGGAUGAGGGUAUGGAUGCCGGAAAGGAGUUCCGCGUGUUCGUUCCGCCACCAGCCGCGAAGACGGGGAGGGAGGCUGUUGCAGCGGAAUUCUCGAUUAGCGCAAUCAGCCAGUAUAGGUGGCCGAUGGGGUUUGAGGCGCCGUGGGGGUUUGAUCUGAAGCAGACAGUGGAGUUGGUUGAUGUGGGGGCGAAGAAGGUUUUAGGGGAGAUUGUGGCGUAUACUGAGAAAAAGCUGAGUAAGGACGUUAUGAGGUUGCUAUUGAGGUACGGGUUCAGUUAUGAUGUUGCGCUGCAACAGGAUGGUAGUGUGCAGUUGGUGGAGAUUAACCCUUUUGGCGCGCUGUCCGGGUGUGGAGCUUGCUUGUUCAAUUGGGUUUUGGAUGGGAGGGUGCUGUAUGGAUUGGAAGAGCCGGAGUUCACUGUGACGGUGGAGGAAGAGUAA
Molecule: messenger RNA, 1047 nt
Organism: Alternaria ventricosa
Lineage: Eukaryota; Fungi; Ascomycota; Dothideomycetes; Pleosporales; Pleosporaceae
Exons: 1
Coding region: 1-1047 (348 amino acids)
Source: RefSeq, a predicted model, not a curated record